Procambarus clarkii (red swamp crayfish) is the source of this 5854-nucleotide messenger RNA. The record is from RefSeq and is a predicted model, not a curated record. NCBI's taxonomy places the organism in Eukaryota, Metazoa, Arthropoda, Malacostraca, Decapoda, Cambaridae.
GAGAGGGAAGGGAUAGCGGGAUAGAGGUCGACAGUGCCGUGUGGCUCGCCAGCAGUUGAUCGUGUGAUCGCGUGGACGCCACACCUGGGCCCAGAGGUUAACUUCCACAGGGAGCGUGGCUCACACCUCCGCUACACCUCACUCCGUGUCGGUGGGGACCCCCUCCAAAACAAAACAGAAAAAGAGAGUGUCGGUUUAGGCGGUCAUGCCAGUAGACGUCGCGGUGACAACAUAGUGCCACUCAGGUGACACAAUGUCUAACAGCAAACGGCUGUCCGGUCCCCCGGAUCCGGGCCAACCGGACCGCGAACGAGGUGACAGACCCAAACCGUACGGCACACAGGUUUUUGACUCCAAAAACAUGAAAUAUGGCUCCCAACUGGGCCGCCCUGUGGGUGACGUGCCUCCAGGUGCCCCGGGUCGGGACGAAGGCCGCAGAGCACAGAUGCCAGUGUCUGGCACCUCCGGUCGCCAGCCCACGAGUGAUGGAGCCGAGCAACCCACAAUAGGUGGAUUGCCCCUGACCCAACCCACAGGGGGGAGGAGACGCCAAAGCAGUAUGGGCGCCGGUCGACGCAGUAGCCUCGAUAAUUCGCGUGCUGGAAACGUGGAUGGAGGGAAAAGUGCGCAGGGCAGUGCUCGAGGAGGAAGCGUAGACAGUGAAGAUCAGGAGAAAUCCAAAGCUGAUGAUGGUGGGGAAAGUGGGGACCUCCAGCAAGAACCGGACAGGGAACAGGCGAUUCAGAAACAACGGACUCGGGUGAUGAUGUUAAGUUCCAAGGGGGACUGGGCCGCCUUGGACCAUGCCCUCAAGAUGCUGGAGAAACUCGCGCCAGAUCCAGUUAUAGGCGAGCCCAAGGCUCCCUACAUGCCUCUCAAGGACCUCAUGGAGGAGCCCAGAGAGCAGACAGCAGCGCACCUGGUGGCGAACCGCAGCACGGGAGCAGCAGUGGCGCUUAUCAAGACCGUCCUCAUGCACGCCAAGCAGGACCUCAGACUCGUCAAGGACAGCCGGGGAGACAUUCCCCUCUUCCUGGCGGUGGAGGCGAGCCACCAGGGGCUGGUCCGGGAGCUGGUCUUCCACCACGGCUCAGACCAGGUGAAGUCGGUCCGCGGCCUCUCCAGAGACACCGCCCUCCACAUCGCCUGCCGGAAAAAAGACACGGAUAUGGUCCGAAUCCUGGUCGAGGCGGGCUCCAACACCGACGCCCAGAAUUCGGCGGGACAGACGCCACUCCACAUUGCCGCUGAAGAAGGAGACGAGCCCACCGUCAAGUUCUUCUACACCGUCCACGCGAACCCCAACAUCAUGGAUAAGUUUGAUCGCACGCCCAUCCACGUGGCGGCGGAGAACGGCUUCACGCCCGUCGUCGACCUCCUGGCGGAGAAAUACAAGGCUUCAGUGAUGGACCGGACCAAGGAUGGUUCGACAUUAGUGCAUAUUGCCUCCCUACACGGCCACCCUGACACCGUCAUGGCCUUCCUCAGGAAAGGUGUGCCCCUACACAUGCCCAACAAGAGCGGGGCGCGGUGCAUACACACAGCAGCUCAGCGUGGACACGUUGGCGUUGUCAACGCCAUCCUGCACAAGGGAGAGCACGUCGAUGUCACUACCAACGACGGCUACUCCGCCCUCCACAUAGCUGUCAAGGCCGGCAAACCAGCGAUGGUGGAAGCUCUUCUGGGCCACGGCGCCGACCUCACCAUGCAAGGAGGAACCGGAAGGGAGUCUGCUCUUCACCUGGCGGCGAGGGUCAAGGACGGGGAGAAGUGCGCCGAGAUGCUCCUCAAGUCCGGCGCCGACGCCAACUUGCCCAAGGACGACGGCCAGACGCCCCUCCAUCUAGCGGCUUACAACGGUAACUUGAAGACUCUCAAGCUUCUACUCGAGGACGACAGUGCUAAGCCACUAAUACAAUCCAAGGCCGGAGAGACGUCGCUGCACUUGGCGUGCUCGUCUUGUCGGGUGGAAGCGGCCAAGAUGUUGAUUGAACAUGUUCUUAAGAAGAGUGGCAAGGAAGCUGUCGCUAAGAUGGUGAACACAAAGAAUAACCUGGGAGAAACGGCGCUCCACUACGCCGGGAGAGUCAACAAGAAGAACGCCACGUACAAGGCCGGUGAGGACAGGGAGAUGGCCAACCUCCUCCUCACCAACGGGGCUCACCUUAUGGUCGUCACCACCAAGAAUUCCGAAACUCCCAUCCACUAUGUGUCAACAUCUGGCAAUCAGGCUGUCUUGGAUGAGAUGCUUCAGUUUGCCCCCCAAGACAAGGUCAGUGCCAUAGGAGAAAGUUCUCAUCCCUCCCCCCUACAGGUUCAGAAACUUGUAAACAUGCAGUCGACGAAGGGCUGGUCCCCGUUGCUGAACGCCGCUGAGAACGGCCAUGAAGGGAUUGUUGCAACGCUGCUCGAUCACCACGCUAGAGUCGACGUGUUCGACAGUGAGGGGAAGGCAGCGCUCCAUCUGGCCGCAGAACGUGGCUACAAGCUGGUGUGUGACGCCCUCCUGACGCAUAAGGCCUUCGUCAACGCCCGUAGCAUGUCCGGGCUGACGGCGCUGCAUCUGGCGGCCAUGAAGGGCUACAACGAGCUGGUCCGCGCCCUCAUCACCAAGCACCACUCGCAGAAGGAAGCCCUCACUCUGACGAAGCAGACGCCGUUGCAUCUCGCGGCGGAGGAGGGGCAGCUGGAGGUGUGCGACACUCUGCUACAGCUCGGGGCGGACUACAACGCCACUACUGACGCAGGGCAGAAGGCCGUCCACGUCGCGGCCAUGCGCAACAACUCCGAGGUGGUGAAGCUUUUUCUCAAGACUUCUCCUGAGCUGGUCACCACCGCCGACAAGGACGGCAACACCUGCGCGCACAUCGCAGCGCUGCAGGGGUCGGUGGACGUGGUGAGGGAGCUCAUGAGACACAACAGAGGCGUGGUGAUCAACGGUAAGAACCGCGUCGGGGAGUCCACGACGCUGCACCUGGCCGCUGAAGGAGGUCACGCCAACCUCGUCAAGUUCCUCAUUGAGAACGGCGCCUCGCCCAAAGCUGAGAACGGCGCGGGGUUCACAGCAGUGCACCUGGCAGCGAGGUACGGUCACAUACAGGUAUUGGACACCUUGAGGGAGGUCACCAGCUUGAGGAUAACGAGCAAGAAGCUGGGUCUCUAUGCCCUUCACGUCGCUGCUCACUACGGUCAAACAGAGAUCGUGCGAGAGCUGCUGACUCACAUUCCAGCCACGAUCAAGUCGGAGCCGCCCAUUUUGAGCGGUGGGCGGCCUUUCCUGCCCGACCUGGGGGCGGAGGCUGACCUCACCCCCCUCCACUUGGCCGCCCACCAGGGUAACGAAGGCGUCGUCAGGAUACUCUUUAACAUCCCCGGGGUCCAACCUGACGUUACUUCCCGACUCAACGGCUACAUCCCUCUCCAUCUGGCCUGCAUCGGAGGCCACACAUCCGUUGUGGGGCUCCUUCUCUCCAAGUCCACGAAGCAGGUGGCCAAGAUGGACAAGCGUGGCCGGACGGGGCUCCAUCUAGCGGCUAUGCAUGGUCACUAUCACCUGGUGGCCCUCCUCAUGGGCCAGGGGGCCGAAUUAGGGGCCAAGGAUAGAGAUGGCCUCACGCCUCUCCACUACAGUGCCAGGGCGGGACAACUGGAGGUGGUGAAGCUCCUGGUGGAGGCAGGGGCGUCGCCGGAGGACAAGUCCACGGAGGGUAAGACGCCCAUCACCUUCGCCGUGGCCAGCGAGCACGUCGACGUCUACAACUACCUCAUCAACAAGAAACACGACUCGUACAAGCUCCUGGAGGAUAAGAAGUACGUGCACGACCUGACGCUGAUGAGUAAGAAGCACGGACACUCACCUCUGGAGGAGUUCAUCCUCCUCUCUCCUGCACCGGUCGACCUGGCCACCAAGCUAGCCCACACGCUUCUCAUACUCUCAGACAAGGAGAAGGAGAGCAGCAGAGACCUGCUGGAGGCGUCGCUGUUCAGCGAGGCUCUGGCCACGGAGCUGGUGGCUAUCUCCGCCGCCAGCUCCUCCCCAGGGCUGCUCCUUAGGGCCGUCGACAACAGGAAUGUCGUCCUUCUAGACUCCCUUAUCGAGCACGAGCAGAAAGAGGUGAUCGCCCAUCCAGCGGUACAGAGGUACCUGUAUGAUGUGUGGAUGGGAAGCCUUGAUUGGCCUGCCUGGAAGAUGGUCAUGAUGUUCUUCGCCUUCCUGUUCUUGCCUCCAGUCUGGAUCUUCUUCAGUAUGCCGCUGGGACACAUGUACAACGAGGUGCCCAUAGUGAAGUUCAUCGCCUACCUUGUGUCGCAUCUCUACUUACUGAUGCUAAUGAUCAUCUCUGUGGUCACGCCUCUCAGCCCAAUCUGGGAGAACACCAACCUCAUACCCAACUGGUACGAAUGGCUGCUCCUGCUGUGGCUGAGCGGCAACCUGGUGAUGGAGCUCACUAACCCAGGGGACAUCGCUGGCCUGGGCUGGAUUAAGGUCUUCGUGCUGGUGUUCAGCGGCUUGGGCAUCCUGGUGCACCUGGUAGGGUUCUUCUAUCUGGGGGACACCGAACUCAUCCCAGAGAUGCUGUACAUCAGGAACAACUUUCUGGCCAUUGCGACUCUUCUGGCGUCCGUGCAACUCUUGGACUUCCUCUCGUUCCAUCACCUCUUCGGUCCCUGGGCCGUCAUCAUCGGUAAGCUGAUGGUGGACCUGGGCCGGUUCUUGGUCAUUCUCGCCAUCUUCGUCUUCGGCUUCUCCAUGUACGUGGCUGCCAUCUACAACCCCAUCAGACCCAUCUAUAGUGAGCUGAACAUGACUAGUGAGAACACGGGCUAUCCACCAGCAGAGGCGCCUAUCCAAACACCGCUACAGACGGGGGAGAUGCUGUUCUUCUCUCUCUUCGGGUUGGUUGAGCCAGACUACAUGCCUCCCUUCUACAGCCACCCCUCCUGGAGCCAGUCCCUCAUGAAGAUCGUGUUCGGGAUCUACCAGAUGGUGACGGUGGUCGUGCUCAUCAACCUCCUCAUCGCUAUGAUGUCCGACACCUACCAGAGGAUCCAGGCUAAGAGCGACACCGAGUGGAAGUUCGGCUUAGCCAAGCUGAUCCGGAACAUGAGUCGGACCUCCGGAACCCCCUCGCCUCUGAACUUGCUCGUUAAGCUCAUUGUUUAUAUUGUAGCCGUCUUCAAGUUCAAGUGCAACCUGUGUUCAGACAAGGCAAUGGAGUACAUGAGAACGGAGGGACGCCCGGAGGACCCUCACCAAGCUGACCUGAAGACUGAGUUCGGUGGAGGCUGGAUCAAGAAGCUGAGAUCGCGAAGCAAAGCCAGUAUUAUGCCACAGAGCACAGAGAACCUGGUUCCCCUGAGCAACAUGGAGGGUUCCCAGGGUGUGAGGAGGAUUGAGAACGUGAUCAAGUGGAGCCGCGUUGUAAACAGAUACCGGAUUAUGCACCGGAAGGAGGUCCAGCCGGGGGAGGAAGCUAACCCGGAGCUGCCUACAGACUCCGUUGAAGACUUGCAGAACGAAGCCAUGCUGAACGGAGGAGUCGAAAACUCGGAGCAGUCUUCCACGGCGUGAGCACCGUCAAGUUUCGCAGUGUUCCCUUAGUGGCCACAAGUACCCAAGGGGGCAGAGUAGAGUCCCCCUCUCGCGUGUGUAGAGUUUUGUUUACAUGGUCUAAUGAUGACAUGAACAUUUCAGCAUCAGGAGAGUUACGGGAUUCAAAGGGCGAGCAAAUCCUGAAGUCACACUGAUGAGUGGAUCACACACUGCCUGAGGUGUGGACAUAACUAAGAUGUAAAUUAUAAUACCAUAGAUGCCAAUGAAAGAAUUUUAUACUUGAGGUUCUCAAUAUAAAAC